Molecule: messenger RNA, 2332 nt
Organism: Topomyia yanbarensis
Lineage: Eukaryota; Metazoa; Arthropoda; Insecta; Diptera; Culicidae
Exons: 1
Coding region: 77-1660 (527 amino acids)
Source: RefSeq, a predicted model, not a curated record
ACGUCAUCCCGCACGUAGCAAUGAGUAACGCAUCGAUCACCACCACCCAUCGUCUUCCCCACCGUCGAGCUGCCCGAUGGACCGGCUCGGUUCGUACGUCACCGGUGGGUCAUCCUGCCCGUACAGCACCGAUACCAGCUCGUCCGCUCAAUCCUAUGUGCGUCCAUUCGACACAAUAAGAGCACUGCACGAAACGAUCGUAUCGCUGCGGACAGCACUCGAAGAAAGCCGACAGGAUAACGAUCGGCUGCGCAAACAAAUCAGCGUGAGGGACACCGUGGAAGAGGGGCGGAGUUUUCUGAGAAAUCAAACGCUUCAACCUGAGAGUAGUAUUCCCAGAAAUUUAAAAGGCACGGAAGAAAUAAAUUUGACAAACGUACCUGAGUCGAAGAAAUCGAAAAAACUGAAGAAGAAAAAGAGUAAAGUACCUGCGGACGAAACAGCGGAAGAUACAGGGUCAGCGCAGCACGAGCAAGACUCGUCUCCUGAGUUAGAAACCAAACAAGAAUCGCCUCGUAAGAAGCACUUCCUAAAAGAUGGCACCCACCAGAAGGUGUCUGUAGUGCCGGACAUUCAGAUCUUGUCACAUCCUGCCUCCGGUCACUCGACAAUGGCUUCCAGAAUAGAUGUUAAAAUUAAGGUUUCUUCGAACAUCAACGUUGAAGGUAGCAGCUCCGAAGCGGACUCUUCGGAAGCUACCAAAGAUGAAGCGGGAGUUGAACACGAAACGAAAACAUUCGAAACACCAGAGGAUGAGGAUAAAACCAUUGGCGAAGAGUCGGAGGACCCGGCGGAAAAUGUGACAGUUCGGGAGGAAUUUGUCAAAGGUGAUGCAUCCAAUCUGAAGAUAAACCUAACCAAUGAGGAAAAUCUAAGCGUUACAAGGUCUACUGAAGGAAUCAACAUUAAGCAGAGGUCAUCGGAAAAUCUGCACGUCGACGUGGAUCGGCAAAGUAACCCUUCGAUCUCCGAGGGAGACAAUUCAGUCUUUACAGAGGAUGUCACUACUCCAGUCGAGCUGGAUCCGGAGGGUGCCGUUGGCUACAUAAAAACGACUCGAACUUCGGUGAAGAAAAGUGACUCCGAGAAUCAAGAGGAAGUGGAUGACAUAGAAUUGAUCUUCUCGUCGGAUGAUAACAAGGAUAUCAUUCAGGAAGAUCUAGUUUCGAUUUCUGACUACGAGCCGUGGCAGGAAUCAGGACAAUCGGGAACACCCGUUUUGCUAAAGUUUAGGCAACUUUCUUCGGAUCAAGAAUCGAUCAAGAAAGACUCGAUCGAGCGUAGUGAUAGUGAUACUGUGGAAGGUGAAGGAUCAAAUGGGGAUCUACCGAAAGGAAAGAGCUUAGAAAGUCAAGAUUCGCUUGGCGCAGACAAUACGAAGAAAAGUUUAAAUAUCAGUACAAAGUCGUCUAGCUUGGAAAAGGACUCCAGUUUGGAUUACGGAACCGGGAAUGUAGGACGGGAGGAUAGUUUUGAAAUUGGUGCUGCAAGUGGGACGACAGCUUUGGGGAAACGAUGGACGAACUACAAUGUAUUGAUCGAGACAGACAUUUCCAAGUGUGGAAUCGCGGAGGAUCAGGCAUGGGAAAAUUCGUUCACUCGCGCGACUGUUGCUAACUGUGGAUCACAAAGUAGUCAAAAUUUUGUGCUCACUAAUUAACCAUAAUCAAUGCACGAAAGGAGAAGUCUAAUAACUUCAGAGCAGGUCACUAGAUGGGCAAACUGCGAAUCACAAGUGAAGCUUAAAAUAUUUAAAAGUAGCGUCAAUUCUUCGCUCGUGAAUGUUUGUCACGUAGCUUCGCGAAGCUCACAAAGGUUUCUUCAUGCAUGAUUAAAACAUAGUACCUAUUUUUGCACUGGAUUUUUUGCUGACAGAUCGCGUUAUGGGUAGUUUUGUGAUACACUACUAGCAAUUUGAUCUACUGAAGUUCCUUGCGGCCUAUUUGUUAGCAGUGCAUUGUUGCAAAUUUUUAAAACCAUUGAUUAUCAGCUAGUUUUAAAAUGGUAUAUGGUUUUCCAAGUAUUAAUUAUAUUGUGCGAAUAUGAAAAUGAAAUAAAACUGUAAAAUGAAAAUCCUAUGCAAACCGCGAACCGCUCGAGAAGAGCUUCGCGAACGAAGCCAUCCGCGUUGGGGAAGGAAAGAAUUAAAACACAACUGAUGUGCUUCUUCGUUGGUUGUUUUAGCUUUGAAUCGCAUGUGUCCGUAACGACAGGUUGCUAGGUAUCAUUUUCGAAGCUAACAGAAUGCAUCACAACUGAAGAAAGCUUGCUUGCGAAGCGCGAAUGAUCGGUUCACGAUGCGAUUUUUCCCAUGCUUGGUAAUCUAAUGAUG